AUGGAUUUUUUUAUACAUUUCUAUUAUAACACAUGUGACUGUUCUUCUGGCAGAUGGCACCAUUUUCUCAAAGGAAAAUUCCUUGAGAAUAAACAGAAUCGGAGACUCGACCAUCUGAUAUACAUUUUUGUUAAGUGCACUAUUCCAUACUUUAUUCAGUGUCACCAGCAACAGGUGGGAAGGGCAGUUCAAGAAGGUACUCUUCCAUGGUCUUGUUUUCUUCUUUUUUACAUCAUCAUGAUUAUGAUGCAUUAUGAUAAUGAUUACCUGUAUGAUUAG
Messenger RNA from Desarmillaria tabescens, 279 nucleotides. RefSeq lists its product as uncharacterized. The coding region runs from base 1 to 279 and encodes 92 amino acids. The record is from RefSeq and is a predicted model, not a curated record. Lineage: Eukaryota; Fungi; Basidiomycota; Agaricomycetes; Agaricales; Physalacriaceae. The transcript has a single exon.